AUGGCGGAGAUGUGCAGCCACCGCUCCUCGCUUACCCUCAGCAAGCUCCUCUACGUCCUCACCCUCCUCAUCCUCCCCCACCACCACCACCACCACCAAAGCCCCUCCUCCCUUCAUCCCGCCGCCGCCUUCAUCGGCUAUGCUCUUUCCCUCUUCCACAGCAUCCCCAGCCCCUCCGCCUUCCCCCACAACCUCCUCAUGAGAGCUCACACCCUUCUCUCCUCCCCUCUCCCCGCCCUCCUCGUCUUCGCCCGCAUGCGCCGCGCCGCCGUGAACCCCGACUCCCACGCCUUCCCCUUCGCCCUCCAGGCCUGCGCAACCUUCAGCUCCCCCGCCCUCGGCCGGGCCUUCCACUGCCAGGUCCUCAAGUUCGGCUUCGCCGCCGACUACUACGUCCGCAACAAUUUGAUUAGUGCGUACGCUCCAUUCCACUCCAUGCUUGAAGCCCAAGGCCUCUUCGACGAGUGCCCGUCGUCUCGUCACAUCGUCACCUACAACACCUUGAUGGACGGCUAUGUCAAGGUCGCUGACAACGCGUUUGCACGUAAGCUUUUCGACGAGAUGCCUGCAAGAGAUGCGACGUCGUGGGGCACGCUCUUGGCAGGCUACUCGAAGGUGGCCCGGUUCGAGGAAGCGAUCGAGCUCUUUGAUGGGAUGCUCGCGAUAGGAACGGCGCCCGACGAUGUUGCUUUGGUCUCGGCACUCUCUUGCUGUGCUCAACUGGGGAAGCUGGACCGAGGCGAAGCCAUCCAUGAGUACAUCAAGAAGAACAGAGCUGAACUCAAUGUCUAUCUGUCCACGGGCCUGGUAGACAUGUAUGCAAAGUGCGGCUGCAUUAGUGUUGCUACAGAGAGCGUUGAGUCAACGCCAUGGAAGAACUUGUUCACGUGGAAUGCCAUCAUCGUUGGUCUAGCCAUGCAUGGGAACGGUGAGAUGUCACAGAAGCACUUCAACAGAAUGCGAGCUGUGGGUGUUCGGCCAGAUGGGGUGACCUUCCUAGGAGUCUUGGUGGCUUGUAGCCGUGCAGGACUCGUUGAUAUGGGUCGGAGUCUCUUUGAUGAGAUGGAGAGCGUCUAUGGUGUCGAACGGGAGCUCAAGCAUUCGGAUGCAUGGCAGAUUUGCUCGGACGGGAUGAUCAAGGAAGCGAUGGAAAUGAUAGAAGGGAUGCUAAUGAACGGCGAUGCUUAUGUGUGGGGAGGUGUGCUUGCGGGUUGCCGAAUCCAUGGGGGGAAUGUGGAGAUUGCAGAGGUUGCAGCACGGCAUCUAUUAGAAAGGAACCCUGGGGAGAGUGGGAUCUACUCGAUUUUGGCUGAUAUAUAUGCUACUGCAAGGAGGUGGGAAGAUGUUGCAAGGAUUAGGAAGUUGAUGGGCGACAAAGGAUUGAAGAGAAAGAAUGUUGGUGGUAGUUUUAUUGAGGUGGAUCAUGAGACAGAGACAACAACAGCAGUUGUGGCUCUUUAA
Molecule: messenger RNA, 1461 nt
Organism: Musa acuminata subsp. malaccensis (wild Malaysian banana)
Lineage: Eukaryota; Viridiplantae; Streptophyta; Magnoliopsida; Zingiberales; Musaceae
Source: RefSeq, a predicted model, not a curated record